Molecule: messenger RNA, 699 nt
Organism: Racocetra persica
Lineage: Eukaryota; Fungi; Glomeromycota; Glomeromycetes; Diversisporales; Gigasporaceae
Source: the annotation of a GenBank genome assembly
AUGCCUGUACAAAAGUGCCUAAAACCAAGAUGUCAAAAAACUAAAUACAAACGUCGGUGUUGUACACGUAGAUGUACCCAUGAUAUUGAAGAAGCAAUAUCUUUUUUGUACUCUGCCAACUCAAUUUCGAAUCUUGUGACAUUACAAAGAAAAGCAUUUCUUAGCCCUCGAAAUAUCUUAGUUGACGAUUUCAACUAUAAAAUUUUAAAUAUCUUGCCAGGAACUACAUACACUUAUCUUAGCAAUGAUGUUAUUAAAGAAAAUGAUGACACCUUGAAUGAUCAUCCUUUUGCCACUCCAGAUUAUUUAGCAAACUUAACAUAUCCUGGGAUUCCUAAUCACGAACUUAAACUAAAAGUUGGUGCUAUCUGUUCCGUCAUGCGAAAUAUUUCUAUCAACAAAGGAUUAGUAAAAAAUGCCCGAGUUGUGAUAACUAGAUUGGGAAAACGGUUAGUAGAAGUCACAGUACUUAUGAAUGAUAAUACUAAUAAUAUAUCAGAAACUCACAUUCUUCCAAGAAUCAACUUUUACUUUCAACCUGAUUACUGUUCAUGGACAGUAUAUCGAAAACAGUUUCCUUUACGUCUUGCUUAUGCCACAACAUUCAAUAGUUGUCAAGGUCUUACAUUGGAUCGUGUUGUUAUUGAUCUUCGAACUCACGUGUUUGCACAUGGCCAACUUUAUACAGCACUUUCUCGC